AUGGGAGUCGAUUUGUGCUCAUAAAUACCAACUGAGUGUUUUGCUAUUAUCAUUAUAUAAUCAGGGGCUAUAAUAGUUUUAAUGAUUUUGAUAUUAUUGAUGUAUAGAUAUCAAAUAGUUCAUAAAUUGCAUCCAACUAUGAUAGUUGAUGUUGAACCAAUAAAAUUAGAUAAAUUAUAGAAUAUAGCAAAUUGUGACAUGUCAUACGACUCAACUAUGCAUUAACAAUGA
Paramecium pentaurelia is the source of this 231-nucleotide messenger RNA. The record is from the annotation of a GenBank genome assembly. Lineage: Eukaryota; Ciliophora; Oligohymenophorea; Peniculida; Parameciidae.